CACUUUAAUUGAGUCGUUGAGAUGGAAAGAGGUUGAAACUAUUAGCAAAAGCAUGUAAACAGGUUAAAGUAAACAUAGAUAAAAACAAUAAAUUGCAAACUAAAACAAUGGGUCGUUACAGAAAUAACGUUUUCUGUCUCUUUCUUCUUAUUCACCAUAAAACAAAAUCGUGAUAGAGGUCGUGAAGUUGCAAUAAAACACGAGAUGUUUAAUAAAAACAUCACUUCUGAACAGAGAAUUCUUGUCAAUAUCAGGAGACCUAACAAUUUUGUACAAAGUAAGUAUAAUAAAAAUAGUGUCAUGGUGGUAUUAUCUACUCAAAUUCUCAACGUCCGCCUGAUAAAUGGUGAAGCCAUAUUUGUUAAUUUGUCGUUAAAUCUGGGGGUUCCGCAAGGUGUAGUCUUGUAAUACAUAAUAUCGAACGAAUGUGUAAACGACUAAACGGAAUCUUUGAGGGAAAAAAAAGUUCAAGAAACAUGAAUUUAAAAAGCAACCGCUACAAACAGCGUUAACAAUGUAUUGUUGGUUGCCUACACCCCAUAUCGAUUUUAGAAAGUACAGUAAAAUAAGCGACGCCGCAAGCGGGAUCUAUUUCUUUGUAAUCCCUAUGUAAAUUAACAUACAAAACAUGACUUACCAGCCUCAAGCUGCCGAUCCGACGCCAGACGCAGACAAAUUGGCGACAAUGGGGGAAGCCUUCAGAGCCAAACUCAAAGACGACAGAUCUUCCGUGAAUCGUCUCAGAACUGCGCUUUCUCAACGUCAAUACAACGUUCUUAUGUCUAAAGUACUAGUAACAAAAUUAAACAAAUCACACAGAUCAGCACAGGAUCUUCUACUAUUAGAAAAAUACGACGUGACCAACAGCGAACCUAAAAGACUCAUUGUUCCCUCAACGAACCCCACAAAACCGGUAUUUUACGUACACGACGACGAACUUUUCCAGGUUUUUUUAAGUGCACACCUGUCCACUGAUCACGGAAAUCGCGACAAGAUGAUGAAACUCCUCAAAAAACAAUUUAAGAACGUGACAUACAAAGACAUCACAAUUUUUCUAAGUGUGUGCCAGGAAUGUAUCACGAAAAAACAAGAACAACCAACUGAAAUAGACAAAAGAUCUGCUCAAUUCAAUAAUCAGUGUUAUGUUGACUUCAUUGACUAUGAAUUUUCGCCUGAUGGCAGUUUUAAAUAUAUUUUGGUUUACAGAGAAAUGUAUACGAAGUUUUCCAUAUUAAAACCGCUAAAUUCAACCCGGCCGGAAGAAGUCGCUACCAAUUUGAUUAACAUUUUUGGGAUUUUAGGCCCGCCCGCGUUUCUCCAGUCCAGUUGUGGAACCAAAUUCGUUGAAAAACUUAUCGAUAUUUUGAAAAUAUUGUGGCCUAGUUUGGAAAUUGGCAACAUGAAGACGGAAGUCACGGAUUCUUUUGUGCAAGACAUUGAGAGUUUGGUAACGAGUUGGAUGCGAUGUAACAAAAAGUCGAAAUGGAGUGAGGGAAUCCGGUUUGUGCAGCUGAAAUGUAACACUAUUUUUAAUGAAGAAAUUAACAUGACACCGUAUGAGGCGCUAUUUAAGCAUAAGGUCAAAGUGGGUUCUAGUAGAGCGAAGGAUGACGGUGACGAGGAGAACGAAGAAAUGGCAGUUGUGUGUAAAGAGGAGACCAUAAAUGAUGAUGAUAACGAAAACAAUGACAUCGAUGAUGGAGAAAAUGUAGAAAUGAACGAAAUUAUGGAAAUAAGUAAAACGGAACCGAAAACGAUCUGCGGAGACUGUGGGACGGAAUUAAGUGAUGAAGACGUUGAGUGUAACCAUUGUAAAAGUAAAGAAUUGACAUGAUUGCCCUAUUGUUGCAUUUAUAACUAUUGAAAAAAAUAAAUAAAUAAAAGUUUGAUGUC
Molecule: messenger RNA, 1893 nt
Organism: Zophobas morio
Lineage: Eukaryota; Metazoa; Arthropoda; Insecta; Coleoptera; Tenebrionidae
Product: KRAB-A domain-containing protein 2-like
Exons: 4
Coding region: 629-1834 (401 amino acids)
Molecular function (GO): nucleic acid binding
Source: RefSeq, a predicted model, not a curated record